AAAACCAAGGAAGGUGGAGAGAAUCUAGAAAUGCUCAUUUCUUUUCAUUUCCUGAAAAACCCAGAAGUAAAUUGGAAAAGAAAUCAUAGAGAGAGUGAGAGAGAAGGAAGAGAGAGAGAAGUGAAGAAAAUGCAGAGAAUAAAAAGAGACCGGAUGUUGACAAAUUUUCAUGUCACUGUUCUUAGAAGAAGAGACUGGCCCAGCAGAUCGAAAUCUCCAUCUUUUUUUUCUUCUAGUUGUUGACGAUCUAAGCUUCUUGAAAUGGUGUUACCAAAACACCCACUUUGUGUUUCUUUGUAUUUAUUAUUAAUCUUUCUUUUUUUUGUUUUUGUUUUUUGGUCUUUGGUAGUGCCAGUCUCUGACUCUGAAUUUCCACGAUUCUUUAGUUAUUGGGCAUAGGACGUACGGCUGAAUUAUUGAAUCCACGGGGGCUUCUUGAGGAGAGGUGAUUGCAGGAUGUGGGUCUGAGGAAUGGGAACACAAGUGCACUGUGAAAGCUACCUACCUGGAUAUUACUCCAUGAGGGAUCUUAAUUUGGAUUGUAGUAGUAGUAACUGGCCCCCAUUUUAUGGAGACAAAACCAUAGCAAAUGGGCAAUAUUACAACAGUUUCUUACCUGGUACUGCCACAAAUGCUUAUCCAGGGGAUGAUAAGGAUGUGUUAAAGAAGACAAUGCUUAGGCAUGAGGCCAUAUUCAAGCAACAGGUGUUCGAACUCCACCGUCUUUACAAAAUACAGAAGGACAUGAUGGAUGACAUUAAAAGAAAAGAACUACAUAAGCAUCUGGUACCAAUGGAGACAUCCUCGUCAUCAAACCUGUUGGUGUCUCAAAUGCCAUCUGAAGAAGCUUGGAAAUGGCUUCAUAAACCCAACUUUCCCUUAGUGAACUCUGUUUCAGCCAGGCCAUCUGUUUCUGGUACUGAAAUCGUUAGUUCUCCCCUGAGUUGUACAAAAGGGAACAACACACAAGCUGGUAGAUUUCCAUCCCAGAAUGGAUGUAGUUCAAAGGAUUUUGUGAUAUUGGAGUCUAGACCCUCAAAGGUUAGGAAAAGGUUGUUUGAUCUUCAACUCCCAGCUGAUGAAUAUAUUGAUACAGAAGAUGAGGAGCAGUCCCCGAACAAUAAGAUAUCUGAUGCUUCAAGUUAUCCUUCGAGUAUAAUAAAUCGUAAGCUUGCUUCUGAGAGCAGUGUAAAGUUGAAUAUUGGAGGUGGUGCAAAGAUUGACUGUAAUGGCGAUGCUUCAAGAUCCGCUUCCUGUUUGAGGAACUCUGUUGGAUUGGCUGAUUUGAAUGAACCCAUACAGGUUGAAGAAGCAGAGAUUAAAGACUUGGAUUUAGCUGCUAAACCAAAGUCACAGUUUCUUCUAGGUUUACCCAAGGAGAAUUUUCAGAACUCCCAACAUGGAAGCAAUAAUGGGACUUCCACUAAUCUACAAGUUGAGAGUAAAGGAAUUAGAAGAGAGUGGUUAUCCCAUAUGAAUGAAACAGGACACAGUAAAAUUCAUUUUCAGCCUUUCCCUCAAGGUCUCCAACCAGAUAAGUCACACAUGUCUUCCCAGCGGACGCAUACUACCCCUGACAAAGUUCAUCACCCUUCAGAGAUUCUUACAUCUGAUCGUAGCAGGGAAGAUCUGUGGAGAGAUAGAACAGUUCAUGGUUUAGAAUUCUCUGAAAGAAGUCGUGAUCUCACUAGUUUUAACCAUUUGGAACAGGUGGUGCCUUCCCAUGUACCCAUUCCCUACCCAUUGGUUCAUGCCUCUGAUUUGGACAAUACUUGGUCCCACUCUGUCUCAUCUUGGGGAAAGCCAAGUAGUAGCUUGACCCAGAAAUUGACAUCAAUUCAAACACACCUGCCUUUAAAUUCAUCGGUUACCUUAAGUAGUAUUUCUCAAUCAUCUAGCCAUGAUAUAGACAAGUGGCAUCUUAAUAGUGGUUCUGGGUCAAAGCCUGGUUCGGCAAGUGGUCUACCUAACCGUAAUGGGUUUUACCAUGGGUCGUCAUCAGGGUCCAAGGACGUACCAACUCGUUUCCCUUCAGCUGGAUUUGAUUAUUUGAACUGCAAUAAGGAUGAUAAGGUAGCCUCUGAACGCUCAAUUAAUUUUGGUCCCGGAAGCUACUUAAAGGGCUCAAAUGUUAUAGAUAUGAAGCUAGUAAAAGACUUUAAUUCGAAUGCCAUCCUUUCAAAAUCUUCAUCCAAUGAGGUUAUUCCCCAACAAGUCCUAGAGAUCAUAGAUGAAGAAAGGAAGUGUGAGGACCAUCUGGAAGUUCUGCCUUGGCUUAAAGGUAAGCCUGCCAGUAAGAAUGAGGGCAUCAGUACAAGGAGGGAUUCAAAUUCCUCACAAAUGAGUUUCUUACAUGCUGCUUCUAACCAACUGUCCAACAAAAGUGACAUUGUGCAAGGUCCCAAUCAACUUUUUACCCAGAAAAUUACAUUAGCUUCAUGUGAUCAUGAGAUUGGGGCCAAGAGGAACGAGGUUGGUGACUGCCAGGUUACGAGAAAGAUCCUUGGGUUUCCCAUUUUUGGCAAUGCUUGUACUCCUAAGAAAGAGUCUUCUUCUCUUGUCUCCACCUCUGCGUCCCUUCGAUGCCCUCCUCAAGGUGAAGACAUCUCAAAUGUAGGCAAACAUAGAGUAAUUGAUAUAAACUUGGCUUGUGAUCCCGAGUCUGGCGCACAGAUUGCUGCAGAAGUACUUAUUGUAGAGAAGAGAAGGGAUAAUGAAGUUGCUAAUUUCAGAAACUUUGAUUUGAACUCUUGUGUGAGCGAGGAUGAAGUUACAUUAGCACCCUCUGUUGCAAGCACCAGUGUCAAUGUGAAGAUUGCAGUGGAGAUUGAUCUUGAAGUCCCUGCUGUUCCAGAGACCGAGGAAGACAUUUUACCCGUGGAAGAUCAAAAGAAGCCUGAGAUGUCUGUGACAUCACCACAGCACAAAGCUGAGCAGCCUCAAGAUGAAGCAGCUUUCAGGAUUGCAGCUGAGGCAAUAGUUGCCAUCUCAACCUCCAGUCAUCUCAAUCAUGUGGAGGGGACCGCUUGCAACCCAUGUGAAGCUCCAUCGGCAGAUUCCCUCAUGUGGUUUGUGGAGGUAGUUUCUUCUUAUGUGGAAGGUGAUUGCAAAUCAAGAGGCCAAAAUGGUGGAGACAACGAAGUAUCUUCCUCUGAAGAGAUUGAUUACUUUGAGGCCAUGACAUUGAUGCUGAGGGAGAUCACAGAAGAAGAGUAUAUGCCUGAGCCCCUUGUUCCUGAAAACCAGAAAGUGGAAGAAACAGGAACCGUUCAAUUACCAAAUCGACCCCGAAGGGGUCAGGCAAGGAGGGGGAGGCAGCGAAGGGACUUUCAAAGGGACAUUCUUCCAGGCCUAGCGUCUUUGUCAAGGCAUGAGGUAAUUGAGGAUCUUCAGACAUUUGGAGGGUUGAUGAGAGCAACAGGUCACCCUUGGCAGUCGGGAUUGACUAGAAGGAAUGGCACCAGAACUGGUGGGGCCAGGGGAAGGCGGCGUUCAGUGGUGCUCCCCGCCCCUGCUGAGACAGCAAGCACCAUUUGCAUGCCCCUAAUGGAGCAGCUUAAUAAUAUUGUCGGAUUGGAGGAUAAAGCCUUAACAGGGUGGGGAAAGACACCUCGACGGCCCCGCCGCCAGAGAUGCCAUGCAGGUAAUCCUACCUUGAUCACUUUAACCUAAUUAUGGGAUAUGAGGAUUGAUUUUUAGACUGAGCACUUCAUAUAUAGGGAAGUAGAGAGCUGUUUUCAUGGCUUUUGAAGUGAGUUUGUUGUUAGUUUGAAGGGGAUUUGCCUUUGUACAUGUCUUCUUAGCCCAUAAUUUGGGCUUCCCCUUGAUUUUCUGUUUGUGGGUAAUCAACCAACCUUUGUACUAUUUCCAAAUAAUGUUGCGUUAUUUCUUCUGGGAUAUAUAUGUAUACAACAUUGCUUCGGAUGCAUGUUCACUACUCUGCUUUUGGGUAUUGUUCUUUGGUCUCAA
This is a messenger RNA of Camellia sinensis, 3969 nucleotides long. The record is from RefSeq and is a predicted model, not a curated record. NCBI's taxonomy places the organism in Eukaryota, Viridiplantae, Streptophyta, Magnoliopsida, Ericales, Theaceae.